Penicillium crustosum is the source of this 1161-nucleotide messenger RNA. RefSeq lists its product as uncharacterized. Lineage: Eukaryota; Fungi; Ascomycota; Eurotiomycetes; Eurotiales; Aspergillaceae. The transcript has a single exon. Gene Ontology annotation, cellular component: cell surface; extracellular region. Gene Ontology annotation, biological process: glucan catabolic process. Gene Ontology annotation, molecular function: glucan exo-1,3-beta-glucosidase activity. The record is from RefSeq and is a predicted model, not a curated record. Bases 1 to 1161 code for a protein of 386 amino acids.
AUGCUCUGGAAGACAGCUGCUCUUGUGUCGAUUUUUGCUUCUCGUGCCUGGGGCAAACCAAGCCGUCAGGUAGAGGCCUCCGAUUAUGUUGAUUGGAAGACCUUCAAAGCAAAUGGCGUGAACCUCGGAGGCUGGCUCGUCCAAGAACCCAACAUCGAUCCUACUUGGUGGAAUACCUAUUCUGGAGGGGCUUCAGACGAAUGGACUUUCUGCAAGAACCUAGGCUCCCAAUGUGGGCCAGUCUUGGAGGAGCGUUACGCGACCUGGAUCACAACAUCUGAGAUCGACAAGCUAGCCCGCUCAGGAAUCACAUUGUUACGGAUUCCUACCACCUAUUCGGCAUGGAUCCAACUCCCGGGCUCCCAGCUUUACUCGGGCAACCAGACUUCAUACCUGAAUGACAUCGCCACAUACGCCAUUGAAAAGCAUGGAAUGCAUAUUAUUGUCGAUGUGCAUGGGCUUCCUGGUGGCAUCAAUGGACAUACCAUGGGCGAAGCUGAGGGUCAUUGGGGUUGGUUCCAUAAUCAGACCAAUUUCGACUACUCGAUGCAAGUCAUUGACGCUAUGAUUUCAUUCAUCCAAAACUCCGGUCACCCAGAGUCUUACACUCUCGAACCGAUCAACGAACCAACCGAUAACCGAAACCAGGCGGUUUUUGGAACCCCUGCUGCUCUUUCUGAUAAGGGCGCCGCGUGGAUCUUGAAGUAUAUCCAUGCUGUGCUUGAUCGUGUGGCUAGUGUGAAUAGCAAAAUUCCGGUCAUGUUCCAGGGAAGUUUCAAGAACGAGAAGUAUUGGUCCGGCAACUUCACUGGCCACGAGAAUCUGAUUUUCGACGUGCACAACUACUACUUCGCCGGCCGAAACACCACCUCUUUAAAUCUUCCAUCGUUCUUGCAUUCCGAUGCCAGGACGAUGACUGGUGACAAGAAGUUCCCCGUAUUUGUUGGAGAAUGGUCUAUCCAAGCUUUGUACAACAAUACAUUUUCACUGCGUGCGCAAAAUCUGAACUAUGGAUUGAAGGCUUUCCACCACUAUGGCCAGGGCUCAUCCUACUGGUCUUGGAAGUUCGGUGGAAAUGAUACUAUUGGGGGACAGGGGACUCAGGGCGAUUAUUGGAACUAUGAGUAUUUCGUCGACAAUGGACACACCAGCGAUAACUGA